This is a messenger RNA of Penicillium angulare, 1299 nucleotides long. Its product is annotated as phosphatase PAP2 family protein. NCBI's taxonomy places the organism in Eukaryota, Fungi, Ascomycota, Eurotiomycetes, Eurotiales, Aspergillaceae. Bases 1 to 1299 code for a protein of 432 amino acids. Gene Ontology annotation, cellular component: inositol phosphoceramide synthase complex. Gene Ontology annotation, biological process: inositol phosphoceramide metabolic process; sphingolipid biosynthetic process. Gene Ontology annotation, molecular function: inositol phosphoceramide synthase activity. The record is from RefSeq and is a predicted model, not a curated record. The transcript has 2 exons.
AUGAAUACCUAUCCAUCAUGGAAGGAUCGCACGCAGAACCAGUUUGGCAAACUUCAAAUCCAGGUGCCAUGGCGAUCAUUCCAGCUCUUGGUGCCGCAUCGCAUGCGCCGCAAGAUCCGCUCAAAGCUUCGGAGUCGACUAUCACCAACCUCGUCUAUCUCGACCCUUCAGACUUCGAUCUCGCCAGUGGACACACUCCGCUCGCUUCAGGCUCACCGAUGGACCAUGUAUGACUUUCAGUAUCUACUGUUGUUGAUCAUUGGCAUCUUUUCCCUAUCUGCCAUGCAAUCGCCAGGUCCACUAGGCAAGACUGGUAUCUCUACCUUGCUGUUAUUCUCUCUUCUCCUACCCCUCACAAGGCAGUUCUUUCUUCCCUUCUUACCCGUUGCUGGGUGGCUUAUCUUUUUCUAUGCUUGCCAAUUCGUUCCAAGCGACUGGCGACCUGCAAUUUGGGUCCGAGUGCUCCCAGCCAUGGAGAACAUCUUGUACGGAGCCAACAUUAGCAACAUCCUAUCCGCCCACCAGAAUGUAGUGUUGGAUAUCCUGGCGUGGAUUCCCUACGGACUCUGCCACUAUGGCGCGCCUUUUGUCGUGUCUGGUGUUGUGUUCAUUUUUGGUCCACCGGGUACAACUCCGCUCUUCGCCCGCACUCUGGGUUACAUCAGUAUGUUGGCUGUGACUAUUCAGCUGGUGUUCCCAUGCUCGCCACCCUGGUAUGAGAACCUGUAUGGCCUCGCUCCAGCCGACUACUCUAUGCAGGGAAAUCCCGCCGGUCUUGCCCGUAUCGACAAGCUGCUUGGAAUUGACCUCUACACCUCGGGAUUCAAACAGUCCCCUGUGGUCUUCGGCGCCUUCCCCUCUCUCCACGCAGCCGACUCGACUCUGGCCGCUUUAUUCAUGAGCCACGUCUUCCCUCGCCUCAAGCCUCUCUGGGUUACCUACACGCUGUGGAUGUGGUGGGCUACUAUGUACCUAUCGCACCACUACGCGGUUGACCUGGUCUGCGGCGGUCUCCUCGCCACCGUGGCAUUCUACUUUGCCAAGACUCGAUUCCUCCCGCGUGUUCAGCGUGAUAAGAUGUUCCGCUGGGACUACGACUACGUCGAGGUCGGCGAUGCCUCUCGCGAAUUUGGCUACGACCUUGCUAGUCUUGACGGUGAAUUCAAUCUGGACAGCGACGAGUGGACUGUUGGCUCUUCCUCCUCGGUCUCCUCUGGCUCUUUGAGCCCUGUGGAUGACCACUACGCCUGGGAGAGCGAAACCCUUACAUCGAACCACGACAUCGAAGCCGGUCGCUGA